Diabrotica balteata is the source of this 3589-nucleotide messenger RNA. The record is from the annotation of a GenBank genome assembly. NCBI's taxonomy places the organism in Eukaryota, Metazoa, Arthropoda, Insecta, Coleoptera, Chrysomelidae.
GUAUUUGGUUAGGUUAGAGUGCCCGCAAUUGCGAAAUGCCCCUUUGCUAAUACUAUAUUACAGUUAAUACUAAAGUUAAUAUAAUUUUAAUUUACUAUGGAAUAUAAUGAAAAUAUUAAGGAUUCAAGAAACCAAGAAAUAUUAACAUUUAUUAAAGAUGAAGGAGAUUCUGUAAAAAAAUAUAACAAUAUAGAAGUUAAAUCUGACCUAGAUAAAAGCAGUUAUGGACAGAAAUUUGUAUUAGAGGCGUAUUGUUCAGAUGAUAUUAAAAUCGAAAACCACCUAUUAGAAGAAGAUGAAUCUAAUGAAGUUGAAAUAAAAAAAGAACUGGAGGAGCAUAGCAUUGGAGCUCCACAAGAUAUUACAGUGGAAAUUACCAAUCCAUUCAAUGCUCCCACAGUACAUUUGAAAACUUAUACUGGUGAAAGAUCAUAUAAAUGUGAAAUUUGUAGUAAGCAGUUUACUCAACUAGGUCAUUUAAAUAGUCAUAUCAAAGUUAACACUGGUGAAAAUCCUUAUAAAUGUGAAAUGUGUAGUAAGCAGUUUAAUCAGCAAAAUAAUUUAAAUUUUCAUAUGAGAAUUCACACUGGAGAAAGACCUUAUAAAUGUGAAAUUUGUAGUAAGCAGUUUACUCAACUAGGUAAUUUAAAUAGUCAUAUGAAAGUUCACAGUGGUGAAAAACCUUAUAAAUGUGAAAUUUGUAGUAAGCAGUUUAGUCAUCCAAGUAAUUUAUAUAGUCAUAUAAAAGUUCACAUUGGUGAAAAACCUUAUAAAUGUGAAAUUUGUAGUAAACAGUUUACUUACUUACAUAAUUUAAAUACACAUAUGAAAGUUCACAAUGGUGAAAAACCUUAUAAAUGUGAAAUUUGUAGUAAGCAGUUUAGUCAUCCAAGUAAUUUAUAUAGUCAUAUAAAAGUUCACACUGGUGAAAAACCUUAUAAAUGUGAAAUUUGUUGUAAGCAGUUUACUCAAAUAGGUCAUUUAAAUAGUCAUAUCAAAGUUCACACUGGUGAAAAACCUUAUAAAUGUGAAAUUUGUAGUAAGCAGUUUAAUCGGCGAAAUAGUUUAAAUAUUCAUAUGAGAAUUCACACUGGAGAAAGACCUUAUAAAUGUGAAAUUUGUAGUAAGCAGUUUACUCAACUAGGUAAUUUAAAUAGUCACAUGAAAGUUCACAGUGGUGAAAAACCUUAUAAAUGUGAAAUUUGUAGUAAGCAGUUUAGUCAUCCAAGUAAUUUAUAUAGUCAUAUACAAGUUCACACUGGUGAAAAACCGUAUAAAUGUGAAAUUUGUAGUAAGCAGUUUACUCAACUAAAUAGUUUAAAUUUUCAUAUGAGAAUUCACUCUGGAGAAAGACCAUAUAAAUGUGAAAUUUGUAGUAAACAGUUUACUUACCUACAUAAUUUAAAUACACAUAUGAAAGUUCACAGUGGUGAAAAACAUAAAUGUGAAAUUUGUAGUAAGCAGUUUAUUCACCAAAACAGUUUAAAUUUUCAUAUAAGAAUUCACACUGGAGAAAGACCUUAUAAAUGUGAAAUUUGUAGUAAGCAGUUUAUUCACCAAAAUAGUUUAAAUUUUCAUAUGAGAAUUCACACUGGAGAAAGUCCUUAUAAAUGUGAAAUUUGUAGCAAGCAGUUUCAUGCAAAAUGUAAUUUAAAUAGUCAUAUGAAAGUUCACAGUGGUGAAAAACCUUAUAAAUGCGAAAUUUGUAGUAAGCAGUUUACGCAGAUGAAUGGUUUAAAUUCUCAUAUGAGAAUUCACACUGGAGAAAGACCUUAUAAAUGUGAAAUUUGUAGUAAGCAGUUUAGUCACCUAAGUAGUUUUAAUUAUCAUAUGAGAGUUCACGCUGGUGAAAAACCCUAUGAAUGUGAAAUUUGUAGUAAGUUGUAUACUAAACCAAGUGGUUUAAAAUAUCAUAUGAGAAUUCACACUGGAGAAAGACCUUAUAAAUGUGAAAUUUGUAGUAAGCAGUUUACUCAACUAGGUAAUUUAAAUAGUCAUAUAAAAGUUCACAUUGGUGAAAAACCUUAUAAAUGUGAAAUUUGUAGUAAACAGUUUACUUACUUACAUAAUUUAAAUACACAUAUGAAAGUUCACAAUGGUGAAAAACCUUAUAAAUGUGAAAUUUGUAGUAAGCAGUUUAGUCAUCCAAGUAAUUUAUAUAGUCAUAUAAAAGUUCACACUGGUGAAAAACCUUAUAAAUGUGAAAUUUGUUGUAAGCAGUUUACUCAAAUAGGUCAUUUAAAUAGUCAUAUCAAAGUUCACACUGGUGAAAAACCUUAUAAAUGUGAAAUUUGUAGUAAGCAGUUUAAUCGGCGAAAUAGUUUAAAUAUUCAUAUGAGAAUUCACACUGGAGAAAGACCUUAUAAAUGUGAAAUUUGUAGUAAGCAGUUUACUCAACUAGGUAAUUUAAAUAGUCACAUGAAAGUUCACAGUGGUGAAAAACCUUAUAAAUGUGAAAUUUGUAGUAAGCAGUUUAGUCAUCCAAGUAAUUUAUAUAGUCAUAUACAAGUUCACACUGGUGAAAAACCGUAUAAAUGUGAAAUUUGUAGUAAGCAGUUUACUCAACUAAAUAGUUUAAAUUUUCAUAUGAGAAUUCACUCUGGAGAAAGACCAUAUAAAUGUGAAAUUUGUAGUAAACAGUUUACUUACCUACAUAAUUUAAAUACACAUAUGAAAGUUCACAGUGGUGAAAAACAUAAAUGUGAAAUUUGUAGUAAGCAGUUUAUUCACCAAAACAGUUUAAAUUUUCAUAUAAGAAUUCACACUGGAGAAAGACCUUAUAAAUGUGAAAUUUGUAGUAAGCAGUUUAUUCACCAAAAUAGUUUAAAUUUUCAUAUGAGAAUUCACACUGGAGAAAGUCCUUAUAAAUGUGAAAUUUGUAGCAAGCAGUUUCAUGCAAAAUGUAAUUUAAAUAGUCAUAUGAAAGUUCACAGUGGUGAAAAACCUUAUAAAUGCGAAAUUUGUAGUAAGCAGUUUACGCAGAUGAAUGGUUUAAAUUCUCAUAUGAGAAUUCACACUGGAGAAAGACCUUAUAAAUGUGAAAUUUGUAGUAAGCAGUUUAGUCACCUAAGUAGUUUUAAUUAUCAUAUGAGAGUUCACGCUGGUGAAAAACCCUAUGAAUGUGAAAUUUGUAGUAAGUUGUAUACUAAACCAAGUGGUUUAAAAUAUCAUAUGAGAAUUCACACUGGAGAAAGACCUUAUAAAUGUGAAAUUUGUAGUAAGCAGUUUACUCAACUAGGUAAUUUAAAUAGUCAUAUGAAAGUUCAUGAUGAUAAAAAAACCUUAUAAAUGUGAAAUUUGUAGUAAGUAGUUUACUCAACUAAAUAAUUUAAAUUUUCAUAUGAGAAUUCACUCUGGAGAAAGGCCAUAUAAAUGUGAAAUUUGUAGUAAACAGUUUCAUGCAAAAUGUAAUUUAAAUAAUCAUAUGAAAGUUCAUACUGUUGAAAAACCUUAUAAAUGUGAAAGUUGUAGUAAGCAAUUUAGUCACCUAAAUAAUUUAAAUAGUCAUAUAACAGUUCACAGUGAUAAAAAACCUUAUAAAUGUGAAAUUUGUAGCAAACAGUACACUGAAAUAAAUAGUUUUAAUUAU